AUGAAAAUCAUUGUCCAGGCUUGCGUUAUAUUUGCCAUCGUUGCCAUUGCUUACUCAGCGAGCACAUCAUGGGGCGUACAAAACGCUACUGAUUCGCUUGUACUCAGUAAAAAUGUAGUUUACCCAGCUAUUCGCAAUACUGCACAGACACAUUACUUCAGUAUUCCUCAAUCGUACCAAAGUAAUAACAAAUUAAUCAGCGCUAUUUACUUGCAAGAUCAAUUCAUAAAUGGCUCGGGUCCAACAAACUCCUUGAUUUGGGGUGGUCCUGGUUGGACGUAUGCUACAAUUCAAAUGAGAACUCAAUCUAAUAGUGGUCUUAAUGUAACUGUUGUUGUUUAUGGUAAAUAG
Molecule: messenger RNA, 351 nt
Organism: Rhagoletis pomonella (apple maggot)
Lineage: Eukaryota; Metazoa; Arthropoda; Insecta; Diptera; Tephritidae
Exons: 2
Coding region: 1-351 (116 amino acids)
Source: RefSeq, a predicted model, not a curated record